Messenger RNA from Caenorhabditis elegans, 1992 nucleotides. It is a transcript of the gene F26F2.1, whose product is annotated as Trichohyalin-like. The transcript is spliced from 13 exons. The record is from RefSeq and is marked reviewed. Lineage: Eukaryota; Metazoa; Nematoda; Chromadorea; Rhabditida; Rhabditidae. The coding region runs from base 1 to 1992 and encodes 663 amino acids.
AUGUUCGGGCCCCAUCACGCUGACAGUCAGAACAGUUUGCAUGAAGACUCUGAACAUUCCGACAGACAUUUGGAGCACGACUUUCGAGGUCACCGCUCGGAUAAUGAUGAACAGAGGCAAAAUGGUGUGGUGCUUAAGAGUUAUAAACCGCUGAAUCAAGAGUUCGGAGAAACUGAUCAAAGAAGAAGCAAAUCAAUGGGAAUGAAGAGUGAGCAAAGUUCUGCUGAAGUUCAUGGAGCAGCAGGAGAAUCAUUCGAUCAGAAUUUUCAACGAGAACAUGAGCAGGACGAUCAGCGGAGGAUGAACAUGGGAUCAGGACAUGGAUCCCGCGAAGGUAAUCGAACAAGAGUUGACAAUGGGAGAAAUGAGCCAAACACAAAACAAUCUUACACUGCAAGACCAGAAGAAUCUCGUGUGGAUGCGAGUGAUGACUACCAUCAAAAACAACUUGAUUCUGGCAGACAGAAUGCAGUACAUAGACGGGAAGAUGAGCGUUUUGUGGAGGAGCGACCAGCAACUAGAGAAACCCAUCUAGGAAGUGAUAGAAACUACAGAGAAUCUUACGUACAACGAGAAGCACAUGGAGACAUGACUGAGCAACAGUUUCAGGACGAUCAGCGGAGGAUGCACUUGGAGAGAGGUCAUGGACCCCGCGAAGGUAAUCAAACAAGAGUUGACAAUAGGAGAAAUGGGCCAAAUCCAAAAGAAUCUUACACUGCAAGACCAGAAGAAUCAAAUGUGGAUGCGAAUGAUGACUACCAUCAAAAACAACAUGAUUCUGGCAGACAGAAUGCAGUCCAUAGACGGGAAGAUGAGCGUUAUGUGGAAGAGCAUCCAGCGACUAGAAAUAAACGUUUAGGAAGUGAUAGAAACUACAGAGAAACUUACGUGCAACGAGAAGCACAUGGAAACGGGACCGAGCAACAGUUUCAGGACGAUCAGCGGAGGAUGAGCAUGAGGUCAAGUCAUGGAUCCCGUGAAGGUAAUCAAACAAGAGUUGACAAUAGGAGAAACGAGACAAGUCCAAAACAAUUUUACACUGCAAGACCACAUGGGAACAUGACCGAGCAGCAAUUGCAGGAUGAGCAACGGACGAUGCACAUGGAGACAGGAUACAAAACUCCCAAUGCGGAUCAAAGAAGGAAGAACGAUAAGGCUUGUCAAAAUCAAGAAAACUACAAUGAUCCUCGUAUGACGGUAAAUGGAGAUUUUCAUCAGCGACGAAAUAGUUUUGACAGUCAGCAAGAAGAGCGGAGACUAAGGGGAGACGAGCGUCACAUCGAACAGAAUCGAGCAUCAAGAGAAAACGAACAAAUGAGAUUUGAGAAAAAGCGAGAGCAAAAUUUUGCAAAUCCCAGAGUGGCACAAGAACGGAUGGGCGCAUCAAGUUAUCAAAACGUCCACGGAUUCGUUGAGCCCAGGGAACUAGAAACUCAUGAAGAGCCGAGAGGUCACGGAUUUCACGAAAAUGAUCGAACAAGCCUUGAGCCGAAUUACAAAAAUGUCUCCAUGAAUCCCAGAGGGGUGUUUGAUCAAGGAGUGCAACGGUAUGCAGAGAAUCGAGAAGAUUGGUCGGAUGAUCAGCAGAGGAUGUACAUGGAACCAGGUCAGAGACACCGCGAAGAUCACCAAACGAGAGUUGGCAAUAGAGGAAAUGGGCCAUAUCGCGGAAAUUCUCACAAUACUUCAAGGGCUGAUGAACUUCAUCUUCAGCGCCGUCAAACCAACAAUAGCCAGAUUCAUAAUCAGCAAUUUGAUGAUCAUUUCGUCGACAAUAGAAAAACUCAUUCCUACAAUGGACCAGAAGAUAAAGACCCUAAUCACUUACGAUUGUCGUUGGAACAACAGGAAAUCAGAAAUAUAGACGGAUUUAAUCAAAUGAAAAGAAUGAUGGAAAACAAUCGAAUGAUAUUAGAGGCUGAUCAUGCCAAAAGAGACGCAAAAUCAAUAGCGAAGGAAGAGAAAAUCAAGAAACGUUUUUUAUUUUUUUGA